Messenger RNA from Lutzomyia longipalpis, 1408 nucleotides. It is a transcript of the gene Slip1, whose product is annotated as tyrosine-protein phosphatase non-receptor type 13. Gene Ontology annotation, molecular function: protein binding. The transcript has 6 exons. The coding region runs from base 112 to 1362 and encodes 416 amino acids. The record is from RefSeq and is a predicted model, not a curated record. Lineage: Eukaryota; Metazoa; Arthropoda; Insecta; Diptera; Psychodidae.
AGCUGAAGUGUCAAAUGAAUGUCAAAUUGAGGAAUAAAUUGCUUUUUGUUGAAAAAAUGGGUUUAGCACAACCAACAAAGCGUUAAAAGUUGUUCCUUUUGAGAUUCAACGAUGGCAUGCUUAGAUUUUGUCAUCCUAAAAGUAAAUGGAGUGGAUGUGAGUGGUGUUAGUCAUGAGGAAGCCAUUCGCGUCUUCUUGUCAGCUCAUGAGCCAAUAACAGUAGAAGUUAAGAAACGCUUAAGUACACAGAAACCAAAUACACCUGAAGCCAAAAGUCCCAAAAGGGUCUCCGUUGCCGUACAAACGGACGACAAGACUGAUACUGACAGUGGCGCCAUUGCGGAGGAAGAUGAACCAUUGGAGGAAUUGGAAGAUGAAGAUGUGGACAUUGAGGAGGUGACGCUUCGAAAGUCCGAGUCAAGUGAGAGAAUAGGCCUUACGGUGACCUAUGUUGCACCAACUAGGUGCUCUGUAACACCACCAGAUCUAUCCACAGAAGUCUACAUAAGCAAUAUAACCCCGGACAGUGUGGCUGCCCGAGAUGGACGCCUCAGGCAAGGAGAUCAGAUCCUUCAGGUUAACGGGUGCGAUGUGAGCGACAAGGAGGAAACUGAAUCACUUUUUGCAGAAAACCCAAAUGCCGUAACACUCCUUGUGAGCCGAUGUGCCAUUUUGACGCCACCAGAGGUGAAAAUUGCAGCGAUAACAAGUGAAAUUGAUGCAUUGGACCUACGUGUUGAGCGCCUCAUGCGAAAACCCUCAGUUGAGCACAUUUAUGAGACAAUACCGGAAGAUGAGACCGAUCCUGAACCCAUCUACUGUUCCCCACAUGAUUCUGAGAGCGAUAGAGCAGCACAAAAAUGGCGCGAUCAGUUGGCAUUUGAAGUUUAUGCUGAUGCUUCAAGGGAGCAGCAGGAUAAAGUAAUUCUGGGACAGAUCAACAGAUGCCGCUGGUGGCGACCAGCUUCACAUGAAUAUGUGGAACUACCUCCGAGCCCUCGUAGGGAAAUGGCAACUUCAGUUAGUUCACACGAAGUCACACGUGUCUCCCGGGUGCGUCCUAGUGCCUCAUCGGCAACCCUUCCUGCUGCCACGAUCUACACGAGCCCAGCUAAUCUGGAGAAUGCCAUUGCAUUCCAGGAGCGUCUCUACCGUCGUGCAAUGCAGCAACGCCCUCAGGCAACAUCAACCGAAACAGCCAUGGAAUGGAAGGUCAAGAGGCGACACGAUGGCACCCGAUACAUCGUCCGGCGACCUAUUGAGAAUCGCCGUCAGAGGGAUACGCGCCCAAAGUGUCGCCGGAGGCACCAGGAACGCCCAAGAGCGGAAAAUGUUGGACUACUGUCCGUGACAAUUGUUUAAAAGAAAUAAUUAAUAAAACUACUAUAUAUACAACAAAAUACCAAAA